AUGGACGGCCUGCUCCUCAAUACCGAGGACAUCUACACCCUCUGCGCCAACAUCGUGCUCGCGAGACACGGGCGGCCAAACCUGCCUUGGAGCGUCAAGGCCAAGCUGAUGGGCGUGCCUGGCGGGUCCACGGGCGACUCCUUCCACGAGUGGGCUAACCUCCCGAUACCCCGCGAGCAGUAUAAGCUCGAGCAAUUCGAAGAACACAAGAAGCAUUUCCCGGAGUGCAUGCCCCUCCCAGGCGCGGAGGCGCUGCUCGAGCACCUCAACGCAGCGCGCAACGUCGACGAUCGCAAGGUCGAGGUGGCGUUGGCCACGAGCAGUGCGCGGCAAAACUUUGAUCUCAAGAUCAGACAGCCAGAGUCAGUAAAGUUGAUGAGCCACUUCCCCGAGGGCAGACGCAUCCUGGGAGAUGAUCCGCGGGUAAAGAAGGGGCGCGGCAAGCCGGCGCCGGACAUCUACUUGCUUGCCCUGGAGACGAUCAACGCGUCGCUGGAGGAGGGUGAGCCCAGGAUAUCGCCCAGUGAAUGCCUGGUGUUCGAGGAUAGCGUCCCCGGCGUCGAGGCAGGACGGAGAGCCGGCAUGAGAGUGGUCUGGGUGCCGCACGAGGGUCUGGCAAACGAGCUCAAGGGGAAGGAGACGGAAGUCCUGGCUGGGAGAGUGGGACUGGUCAAGAUUGGCGACGAGCAUCAGUUGGGUCAACUCGACGACGGCUGGGCUGAGCAGCGGCCGAGUUUGUCUGAGAUAGUCCGUGCUAACAUUUCCGAAAUCAGAACGAGCAACUCCAAGGUGGUUCUUUGCACUGGCGCCAACCAAGGGUUAGGCUACUCUAUUCUGAAGAUAGCAGGCCUACGCCACUCUGACUACACUUACAUCCUGUGCAGCCGCAAUCUGGCUAAAGGCAAGGACGCAGCAGACCAGCUUAAGGAAGAUGGUGUUUCCGCAAAAGUUGAUGUCUUGGAGCUGGAUGCCACCAAGGACGAGCAUAUCGAGCAAGCGGUGGCAUAUGUAGACAAGACUUACGGGAAACUCGAUGUCCUCGUCAACAAUGCCGGCAUACUCGGGCCUUUCCCGAAAAAGGACGAGUCCCUUCAGACUGUGCGGUCCCGAUACGAUCUGCUCCUCAGUGUGAAUCUUGCCUCGGUAGCUGUGGUAACCUACGCUUUCACACCGCUGUUGCACAAGUCGGCCGAUCCCAAAGUCAUCAGCAUAUCCUCCGGCCUCGGCAGCAUCCAACUCUCGCUGACGACCAAGAUGGGACGGUUUCCUCCAUAUGGGGCCACAAAGAUCGGACUGAACGGCCUCAUGGUUCAUCUACAGGUCGCCGAGAACGACCGUGUCGAGGCCGGAGGGCAAGAGGCGGAGCCCGCCUGCAUUCGGCACUACGUGUGUGCGCCGGGUGCGCUCAGAACGGCCUUUUCUGGGUUCAAGGAUGGGUUGAGAGACCCGGACCGAGGUGCCGAGGUUGUUGUAAGGCUUCUGGAGGAUGAUAAGGGCAAAUAUGAAGGAGGUUCAUAUUGGGAAUUUGAGGAGGAUGAAAUGAGGCGCAGGCCUUGGUGA
Messenger RNA from Thyridium curvatum, 1560 nucleotides. RefSeq lists its product as uncharacterized. The coding region runs from base 1 to 1560 and encodes 519 amino acids. The record is from RefSeq and is a predicted model, not a curated record. NCBI's taxonomy places the organism in Eukaryota, Fungi, Ascomycota, Sordariomycetes, Thyridiales, Thyridiaceae. The transcript is spliced from 3 exons. Gene Ontology annotation, molecular function: phosphatase activity.